AUGCACAUCAGCAAGAGGGCUGAUAGUGACAUUCCUGGAUACGCACAUAUAUUUUACCCAGUCCUCAUCGUAUUACUAGUCCUGCUGUCUGGAUUGUUUGCCGGCCUUACCCUUGGGUAUUUCAGCUUGGAUCAAACGCAACUGAAUGUCUUGAGUGUUAGCGGUACACCUAGAGAUCAACGCAAAUACGCCAACCAGAUCAAGCCCAUUCGCGAAAACGGGCAUCUGCUUCUCGUCACACUUCUCCUCGCAAACAUGAUUGUUAACGAAACAUUGCCCAUCAUAGCCGAUCCAGUCCUCGGCGGAGGAGUUCAAUCCGUUGUUGUCAGCACGGUGCUCAUCGUCAUAUUUUCUGAAAUCAUCCCUCAGUCAUUGUUUACGAGACAUGGUCUAUAUCUCGGUGCUACAGGAGCCGGGCUAACCAGAGUGCUAAUAUGGGGACUAGGUAUCGUUGCCUGGCCGGUGGCCAAAUUACUGGACUGGAUCCUUGGCUCAAAUCAUGGUAUCAUAUACCGUCGAGUAGAGCUGAAGGAGCUUAUCGCAAUGCACUCCUCAACGUCGGCGCACGGGGGUGAUCUGAAGACUGACACAGUGGCCAUAAUCGGUGCCACACUAGAUUUACAGGAAAAGGUCGUCAGCCAGGCCAUGACUCCACUAUCAAAUGUCUUCAUGCUCUCAAUUGAUGCAGAACUCAACUUUGAUCUCCUGAAGAAAAUCGUCAACACCGGCCAUAGUCGUAUACCAGUAUAUGAAGAACUCGACAUUCCCGUCAGUGUAAAGACUGUCGAAGUAGGACAAUCGGGCCCAUCGAUUCAAAAGGUACAAAAGAUCAUUGGCAUCUUACUGGUGAAGCAAUGUGUCUUGUUAAAUCCAAAUGAUGCAAUACUUAUCCGCGAUAUGCAACUAAACAAGGUUCCAUUCAUCCCGCAAAAUGAGUCCUUGCUGGGUAUUCUUGAUAAGUUUCAAGAAGGUCGUUCCCAUAUGGCCAUCGUCAGUCGCUUUAGCGUUCAGAAAGCAAAAAGUGCCAAGAAAGCGGUGAAGCAAAGUCUGGCGAGGAGACUGAAAGAACGAGUCGGAAUAAACGCUAGUGAUAGUGACCACAGCUUGAAUGGUACUGAGACAGAUAUCGAAGAUGUGAAGAUUGAUGUUAUGCAUGCUCCGAGCCAGCAUGAAGUUUUCAAGAGCACCGCUUUACCACCAGCCGAACCUCAGACCAAUAUCAGUGAAGGCGAAAUCUUUAGCGUAAGGGAAGGAAGACCGAAACGCAAGGCGAUUAUCAACCGAGAUGACAUCGAACUGGAUAAAGUGGAAUCCGGAAUUGGAAAAAAUACAGGACCAGAUAUGUCAAAUUUGAUGACCAACAGUGGUUCGGACAAGACACCCCCCCAAAUUUGUUGCACUCUGCCAGCGUCGGAAAAUUUGGGCGCUUAUGCCAUGGCCGGAGGGAAAUUCGGACACAAGUCCCUCCCAAAAUUCUACUUUUGGUUCGGACAAAAUCCCUCAGGAUCAGGCAAAAAUUUCAUAUGGGAUCAUAGGGAACCCAUCGCUUACCUUUCAUACCAGUUGUCAGAAGAUUCAGACCCGGCAAUUAUGCCUCUUGGUAUCAUCACACUUGAGGACGUUUUAGAAGAGCUUAUCGGGGGAGAAAUAUACGACGAAUUCGAUGCGGGAGGAGCACACGGAGAACCUUAUAUUCAUCAAUGUUCAGGCCUUGCACCAAAUGUGCAGGUUUCCAAAAUUCCUCAAGGCCCCAUUCAAAAAACACUUGCUAAUGUCAAAAGCCUCAGCUUCUUCCGAUCCCGCAGUGUACCUCCUUCCCUACCCGACGAAAAGGAAACAUCCACUUUCACCGAAGCCACGAUUUCAAAAGCGGGAAUGGACAAUCUCAAUCAAGCUAAACAGGAUGGAAACCAGCGCAAUAAUGUGAUCAAAACAACCAAUAUUUCGGGUUCCCCUCUUGCAAUUGAGGCGCUUCUUUUGGACCGCAAACGACAUCUGGUCGCGGCCUCCACCUGGACAGCUGGCUCCAGCGGCAUGAAUCGUAUCGUCUCCAAAGGAAAAUUCAAGAGUGGGCCUAUCAAAAAGAGUUACAGUCACCCAACAGAGCUGAUUGGCACGGCUCCACUGGGGGCAUUUCCUUCUGUUGUCUACUCUCCUACUCGAUCGCAAAGUUGGAAGAAAAAGGUGGUCGAGGGACGACCUGAUGAUGAUCUAGACCUUACCCUCGUGAAGACGUUGACUGACCAUAGCAAUGAUGGGGUCCAAUCGCAAUUUUGA
Lentinula edodes (shiitake mushroom) is the source of this 2277-nucleotide messenger RNA. RefSeq lists its product as uncharacterized. Gene Ontology annotation, biological process: magnesium ion homeostasis. The coding region runs from base 1 to 2277 and encodes 758 amino acids. NCBI's taxonomy places the organism in Eukaryota, Fungi, Basidiomycota, Agaricomycetes, Agaricales, Omphalotaceae. The record is from RefSeq and is a predicted model, not a curated record. Gene Ontology annotation, cellular component: intracellular membrane-bounded organelle. The transcript is spliced from 15 exons.